UAUAAUUGCUGCCCUCUAUCGCCACCAUUCCAUUCGUCGUCUGCUCCUAAUAUUUGGUACAUGUCUCGCUUCGAUGGGCGUGGCCUUGACUUCCAUGGCAACCAGCAACGCUCAAAUGUCAAUCUAUCUCUCAAUAACCGGUCUUGGAUAUUGCAUGGUACAUAUAUGUUGUACCAUGACAUUGCACCACGUGGCUCAAAAUUUCAACCUACUUUUCAGCAUUAGUUUGACUGGAUAUGGCGUCGGAAUGUUUCUGUUACCACUCAUAGCUGAAUUCCUACGUCAAGCUUACGGUUGGAGAGGUGGACUGCUCAUCAUUAGCGCGCUGAUGGCACAUAUUAUCCCAGUUGGCAUGGCAAUCAAGUUCGAAUCAGAUGAGAGCAGCACACAGAGAAAUGACGUUCAGAGUGUCCCAAGUUCGCCCCCAGAGUUUAACGAGGAAGAGGAGAGCAACAUCAGCACAAGCAAGGACACAGAAGAUGACAACAGAGACGAGAUUGGAGUUUUUCGUAGUAUCGCCAACAGCCUUCGCCAAUCUGAUUUUUACGUGGAUCCUGUGCUCAAUGUGCUACUUGGUGCAAUUUUCGCGUCGCAUAUGGUUUGGGGAGGUUGGCACUCCUUUCUUAUACCGCAUGCUCUGCAGAGGGGAAUCUCUGUCCGGAACACCAUUAUCAUCACUUUCUCAGCAGCAAUAGGGAAUACCUUCGGCAGGGCUGCUGUAGGUGUCCUUACCAACAGCCUCGUCAAACCUGUUACCCUCUUUCUCUUCGCUACAAUGUUAAACAUCGCCACUCUUCUUUGCGACGUGUAUUUCACCAACUUCUACGCCAUGUUGGUGACGUCAUGUAUCUCCGCAAUGGCAGUAGGAGGGGAGGCGGUGUUAGGACAGUUGGUUGUGAGGUACAGAGCAUCUCCAGAGAAGUUUGAUGUCGUGUAUGCAGCCGCCUUAAUUUUUAUCGGAUCCGGGCGGUUUCUUGGUGGCUAUUUGAGUGGAAUGAUUGCGGAUCACUUCUCAUCCUACAACGCAACGUUCAAACUAUUAGCUUUCAUCGAGGUUGUCGUUCUCCUCCUAAUGGUAGUCGUGAGAUGCAGACCAAAAGCAAACCCCGUCUGAACAUGCUGUAUCGGAAGCGUGUAACAUAUAUUUUUUAUAGUGAGCUUUGAAAGCGAGUUCGUUCAGAAUGUUUUCUUUUUAUAUAUUAAAAAUAAAAUUAUUUUAAAAACAAUUUCUUUUCCUUUUUCAUAAACGCAUUUGGAGCUUAUUAUAUAAGUAAUCGAUAGGCAACUCAUAGAUACUUUUGUUUUACAUGCUGAAUAUAAUAAUACAUUUAUUACCAACAUACUGUGUAUAGAAUUUGAAAAAAAUUGUCUCUUAAUAUGUUCAAGUAUUGUAGAGUACAAUAAA
Molecule: messenger RNA, 1405 nt
Organism: Strongylocentrotus purpuratus (purple sea urchin)
Lineage: Eukaryota; Metazoa; Echinodermata; Echinoidea; Camarodonta; Strongylocentrotidae
Product: monocarboxylate transporter 12
Exons: 4
Coding region: 74-1114 (346 amino acids)
Biological process (GO): transmembrane transport
Molecular function (GO): monocarboxylic acid transmembrane transporter activity
Source: RefSeq, a predicted model, not a curated record